CGGCAUCGUGGGUUCCUCCGGUAACGGAAUGAGUUCCGAAAUUCCGGUGGAAACCUCUUCGGUUGCCAUGGUUGUGCCGUCCUCACCACUACCCUUCGGGGCAAGUGUGGGGGCCGCGACCAUGACGUCGUUUGCAAUGCCGAGCUCGAUCUUCGGGUCGGCCCCUCGACCCAUUCCCGGGCUCGAAACCACGGGGGAUCACCCCGUCGGUAAUUCGAACCCGUUUCUCGGACCGACUACGGCUUCGGCCUCGACGGUCAACUUUGGACCGAACGCGGGCUUUCCCACUCCGGUCAACGUAGGACCGAACGCGGGUUUCCCCACACCGGUCAAUCCAUUCGUUGGACCCCAUUGGGCGACUAACGGGCCUUUCCUCCACACGCCCAAUGCGGUUGGGCCGAUUACGGUGCCCGCUAGUUCAGUCCAAAGGCCACCGAAGUUCAAUGGCACGAACUUCAAAAUGUGGCAACAAAAAAUGAUGUUUUUCAUGACCGUCUUGGGAUUUGCUGAGUACCUGCAGCAAGAUUCCCCCCAGCCCAAUGAAGCCAACGACCCCCUCGUGGCGAUGGUGAACCAAGCAUGGUACCACAACAACUAUCUUGCCAUCAACAUUAUCCUCGAGGGGUUGGGAGAUUCGCUCUACCCCGUCUACGCCGGUGCAACGCUCGCCAAGGAGCUUUGGAAUAGCUUGAACAAAAAGUAUCAAGCUGAAGAUGCCAGCACGAAGAAGUUCAUCGUCGGGAAGAUGUUGGACUACAAGAUGGUCGACAGCAAAUCUGUUGUCGCCCAGGCUGAGGAGCUUACGGUUAUCUUCAAUAAAUGCAAUGAAGAAAAAGUAGGCGUCAGCGAGGCCUUUCAAGUGGCGGCCAUCAUCCACAAACUUCCCCGGUCAUGGGAAGAUUUCCAAGCCGACCUCAAGCUCAAAAGAACGGAGCUGAAUCUGGAGCAACUGCUCACGCGGUUGAGGAUCCGAGAGGAAGGGCUUGCUAGAAGAAAUGGAGGGGCUAAGGCGAAUGUUGUAGAACAUCCGUCGGGCUCUUCACAUGGCGGGAAGGACAAGAAGAAAAUGGGUCCUAAGGGUGGUGUUUCCAAAUUUGCAGGAAAAUGCUACAAUUGUGGCAUUACUGGGCAUCGUUCCUCCGAUUGUAGGAAAAAGAAGCCACAAAAGGGAAAGAAGAAAACCACAGAAGCCAUGUGUGCGGAGCUUGACAACUUGGACCUCUGCGCGGUUGUCACCGAAGUAAAUCUCGUCGGGUCAAACCCGAAGGAAUGCGCUGCAAAAUCACGGCUUCCAUCUCUUCAAUAUCCAUUUCUCAGCAAAUCCAAUCCACAUUCUUCUCACAGGAUCUCGAUCUGUUCAACGAUUUCGCCGAUGGAUUCUUCUAUCAAAUCAGGCACGCCGGCGAAGACCAAAAUAGCACUGAUCACCGGCAUCACUGGCCAAGACGGAUCAUACCUCACAGAAUUACUCCUGAGCAAGGCCUACGAGGUCCACGGUCUCAUCCGCAGAUCUUCCAAUUUCAACACUCAGAGGAUCAAUCACAUCUACAUCGAUCCCCACAAUGCCAACAAAGCCCGUAUGAAGCUCCACUACGCUGACCUCAGCGACGCGUCCUCCCUCCGCCGCUGGCUCGAUGUCAUCCUUCCGGAUGAGGUCUAUAACCUUGCUGCCCAGUCACACGUCGCCGUCUCUUUUGAAAUCCCCGAUUACACGGCAGAUGUCGUAGCCACGGGCGCGCUCCGCCUCCUAGAGGCUGUGCGGUCCCACAUAUCCGCAACUGGCAGGUCCCACAUCAAGUACUACCAGGCAGGGUCAUCGGAGAUGUUCGGAUCCACGCCACCGCCCCAGUCGGAGUCCACCCCUUUCCACCCGAGAUCCCCCUACGCAGCAUCCAAAUGUGCGGCUCAUUGGUACACGGUGAAUUACCGCGAGGCGUAUGGGAUAUUCGCCUGCAAUGGCAUCCUCUUCAACCACGAAUCCCCGAGGCGCGGCGAGAAUUUCGUGACCAGGAAGAUCACACGGGCGGUCGGGCGCAUCAAGGUCGGGCUCCAGAACAAGCUGUUUCUGGGGAACUUACAGGCAUCAAGAGACUGGGGUUUUGCCGGGGACUACGUGGAGGCAAUGUGGAUGAUGCUACAGCAGGAGGAGCCGGACGAUUACGUGGUGGCCACAGAGGAGUCUCACACAGUACAGGAGUUCCUGGAAGAGGCGUUCGGCUAUGUUGGGCUGAACUGGAAAGAUCACGUGGAGAUCGACAAGCGAUACUUCAGGCCUGCAGAGGUGGACAAUCUCAAAGGGGAUGCGACCAAGGCGAAGAAGGUGCUGGGCUGGAAACCCAAAGUGGGGUUCCAGCAACUGGUGAAGAUGAUGGUGGAUGAAGAUGUGGAUCUUGCCAAGAGGGAGAAGGUGCUUGUUGAUGCUGGAUACAUUGAUGCCCAGCAACAGCCUUAAUUCGCAUUCAUUCACUUUCAGUCCAAGGGUGAGGGUUAGCUAUAUAUUCACAGUUUUUUUUAUAACAAUCAUCUACUUCUGUUAUUACAUUGUUCGAAUGAAGAUAUCUAGAGGGGAGGGAGAGAGGUCUACCAUUAGAAGAACCAAUGUACUUUGUUUGAGUCAUCCUUUACCAUUCUGAAAUGCAAUUUGAAAUU
This is a messenger RNA of Cuscuta campestris, 2649 nucleotides long. The record is from the annotation of a GenBank genome assembly. NCBI's taxonomy places the organism in Eukaryota, Viridiplantae, Streptophyta, Magnoliopsida, Solanales, Convolvulaceae.